CACCGGCGUGACAGCACUGCGUUCUGCGUCACCCGCCAUCAGCGCCCGCCAUCCUCGAGCCCACGGACGGCGGGAAUUUCACACGCGUCCAUCCCCCUUCCUCCUCCUCCGCGCACAGCUCUAUCGACUGCAUUCAUUUUGAUUAGCUAUACAUGCAGACUUCGAGAAAAUAUUUGUGUGUGUGUGUGUGUGCCUGUGAGCGUCUGGAAAAUGUGCAAUGGAAAUGAUACUGCAUUUUCCUCGCAAUAUAAACCAAGAGUGGCCCUCCAAAAAUAAACAAUGUUAGUUUUUAACGAGAGCGGGUAAUGAAUAGGGCUCAGUGCCAAGAUGGUGGGUGCUAGUUUACUUUCCACUUGGGGGGCUCCUCGUGUACCCUCACGCAGGAUUCUUAACCUGAAUUACUUCCCCAGAGAUAUCCAGCCAUUUAAAAGGAUGGGAUUUGGUUAGGCAGCCUGCCAAAUAAAUAGCACAAUGUUUUCGUUAAUGAUUUCUUAGCAGCACCUUAACAACAAUACAAUUUUGUACGCACAUUAUCAAAGAGCAAGUUAUUACUCCAUGUAAGAAAUAUGUCUCCCGUUGGUAAAUCGAUCUUAGCAUCUGUAUUUGUAAUUCAGUUCGGAAUCAGUGAAUCACAGUGGUAGAGAGUUAGUUUCAAGUGUGUCAUGUACGUGUGGAUGACACAGCUGCACAGUAUGGUUUAGACAUGCAACUAUAAUAAUGACCACUAGAUGAGGCUCUUUCAUGGCUUAUCCCUUGUGCUGUUUGUAAAAGCCUUGAGGUCCUUGAAAAGGAUUGGGUUGUAUGCAUAAUAUUCAUUAUUAUAGUGACUGUUGCUUCUAUAAGGUUGAAAAUCCUCCUCCAAACCUGCGUAAGACGAGAUGGGUCUGACUGCUGGGUGGAAAAGGAGCUCAUGUUCUAGGCCUCAAGCCGCAGUCUUCACCCAUGCAGUGUAUACAUGUGCAUUUAGCAUUUUUUAUCCCCAUUUAUCGCCAGUUUGGAAAGGCCAGUCCUGUUCAUAGACCUGCCUUGUGACUGCAGCAUGCUCUGUCAGUUCAGCACUGCACAGAUUCUGAAGAACUGACCCUAAACUUUAUUGGAAUUCAACUUCCCUGACAUGGUCUUGAUGUGGUAAGUGACACUAAUGAAAGGGUAAAUGACAGCUGACGGCACCAGCUCCACACUACCUGUAAAUGUAUUUUUAUAUGCUGUCUAACACGCUGUUAUAUGCAUGUUUAUUGGACCAGUAAGUGAUCCCAUUGUGUCAACAUGGAACUCUACUUACAUUAGCAAAACAAGAGAAAUAAUUUCCUCUAUCCAGGGUUCCUAUAUGCCCUUAACGAUGGAAUAUUGCUUGCUGGUUCUUGCUUUUCGGUUGGUUUAUGCAUUUAAAGAAACUCAUUUUUACAUAGCUGUCUCUCCAUAAUGAAAGUGUUUUCUGGUUACUGACAGAGAUCAGGUUUUAAUUAAACUUGGAAGGAUUCAGUACAUUGACUGACAGGUGGGGUGCUUUGCCUGCACUGUGGCAUCAAGGCUUUUGUACUGUUUUCUGUUAACACACAAGUAAAACUGAUUUUCAGGUCACUGGACUAAAUGUCAAAGGUUAUAUUUAAAAGGACUCCUGACCAGUCUAAUUUAAAAUCUGAAAUUCAUUCACAGGAGUGAUUUUAAUGAAAGUUCACACAAAUGUUCUCACUGUCCCACAAAAGCUUUAAGGAUAAAGUCAAAGGUUAAUAUUAAGUUUGCAGGAGCUCCUUCAACUAAUAUCUGUCAAACAAACAGCAUACAGUGGUAAACAUACUGUUACCUAACAUCCAUCCUCAAAUUAUCCGACACUGUAUCUUUAUGAUAUUUAUGAUAUAAUAUCGUUAUGAUAAGUUUGUCAGUUCUGUCUUUUUGCCCGUUUGGCUAUGCAUACACAUACCAACCAAUGUCAGCCUCAAAUUGAAUAUUUUCAACGUGACGAUGUAUUGCCACAUUGUUUCAAUCAUUUCUGAUAAAUACUGGACUGACUACACAACACAUCAUUGUGAGCUCAUUUUCUUAGAUAUAUAUUUUAUUUAAUGUUGCUAAAUUUGAAAGUGGUUUGUUUUGUGUUGCUGCCCUCUAGCGUUUUCUUUUUGUAAAAUUGUAUUUACAUUAUAGAAACAACAGAGGGCAGCAUUCCGCAAUGAAUGUUCAAAUACCCCGCAGGAAAUAAUUCCCACAGGAAACUUUUGACCUGUACAAUUAACAUGUGCUUGGAAGAUAUAUCAACGUAAAUGUCACCUUCAUCUGUUAUAUCCUGUCUGUUAGGUAUUCACAUACUCAAGUAUUUCUUCACCUGAGGGCACCAAAAAAUGUUCUAGGAGUAAUCCACAUGACCAUUUCACUUAUAAUGAUGUGUAAUAGACACUGUCAUUUUUUGGGGAAUUUCUGUGAUUAUUUGAAAAUGAAAAAUCAUUUAAUUGGACCAACAAGGUGGUUAGAUGUAGAUUCUGUACCAAGCACAAUGGGCAUCACAGUAAAAUUGAUAAAUAUAUUUGUCUUCCAAAUAGACGUUGUCCUUUUUACUUUCAUUUAUCUUUUUUUUGUAACAGUGCCACCCAGAUGAUUCACUCCAAAUUUACUUACACACAUCAGGUUGUCAGAAUCAAUUAAACCUGAGCAAAUAGUGGACAAGGGAAUGCAUAGGCAGGCAUGCAAACACACACACUUAAGUUUUUUUUUUUUAUUUUUUUUUUUUAGUUUUGUUUUAUUUUAUAUCCCAAGAGGUAAAGACCUGUACUUCAAGAUGACUGAAAAUAGGAAAUGGCCUGAACAGGGCACAGUAUCAUAUAUACCUAAUAGAACGCGUACAGGUAGCCAAGAGCACUAUUGUCAUUUCUUUGUUACAAAUAAAGCUUGAGAGGUUUUGGUAGCCUAGUGAUUGCAUAGCAUACAAUAUUUGAGGAAGAGCACAAUGGAUUUCAUUAGACAACUUAUGAAAUAAAUGCGGCAGUUCUCUCCCUUUGUCUACUGUAGUCAAGUUGACGCAGCUCUAAUUUGCAUAGAAACGACUGUUUGAGCCACUGACUGGUGGAGCAGCGCUUUGGUCUGUGCCGUGGCCUCAAGGCGUUUUCCUCAUGUGUGUUUUUUUCUCUUUAGAAUCCUGAACUCCAAAAAAACAAGGAUGUUCACGGUUGUUUCAUUUUCACAUUUGAGUAGCCAAUAGGGCGUUACCACCAUACAGCCUUCUGAGCCUUCUUCACAGGACUUCAGUUCAUUUGAGAAAAACAUUCAUGGACACACACAAGGAAUCCACAUAGCUACAUAUGGUACUUUUGGCACCAAAACAUAGUAUAAAAAAGUUCAAUCAUGAGUAGCUAUUUAUUGAUUUAUUGUUCACCAAAAAAACCUAGCAAUGUGCGACCUUGCUGUCAUUACUUACUGAAUCAGUAAAACUAACUUACCAAUUUUUAUAGCUUUCAUUUUCCUAAGGUGCCAAAUUAUAGAGCAGUCUGCUAACUGAAAUUGACCCCAGCCUCGCCAUAACCCCUUCCUUACCCUAACCAGAGCCCUGUCCCCUACCCAGAAUCAGUCGCUAUCCAAAUCCUGAUCCUAAUGUCAACUACAUGUGAGAGAGACUGGAUUUAGAGUUAUAUAUCUGUGGACAGGAUUGUUGGAUGAGGUCAUAUAUUUAGCAAUUUUAUCCUUUGCCAGUACAUUCUACAAGCCUUCUAACCUGAAGGAAAUAUUCAUGAAGUAUCCCACCAAAAGCAUUCUUUGUGUGCUGUUCUGUCAGGUAUUCUCUGUCUUGUCUAAAUAUUGCCAAAUCACUGAUUACUGUUCUCUGUUCCCUGACAUAUUCCUCACACACUCCCACCAUCAACUCAUUGGAGCAAGUCACCUGAUCUCCUCGCCAAAAAGUCACUUUUACUAUAUUAAGAUGAGUGGCGAGCCAGUGGAGCCUUCAGAACCACACUCUGAACAAGCAGACAAUGAACAAAAUGGACUUAACUUCACCAGACAGAUAAAGACAGAGGACAUUGAGUCUCCUCAUGUUGUUAAGACAUGUCACCUGACACAAGGAUCUCCCAUCUCUGGAGCCCAGCUAACAGGGGAUCUGCCCUCCUUGCACCCCCUACAACAGCUGGUAUUGGUGCCUGGGUCUCACCUCUCCUCCUCCUCACCCUUCCUCCUCUCUCAGACACAGACCGGGCACCAGGCGCUAUUGCAGCCGAACCUUCUUUCGUUGCCCCCGCAGUCACAGUCAGGCCUACUGCAACACCAGCCUGGAAUAGCUCUCACCUCCCAGGCAAUGGGUCGGACAGGUUUGGGGGGGUCCUCACUAGACGGCCACCUGGAUAUGUCCCAUCUGCAGCUCCCCAAGCACAUGCCUCCCCCACAGCAGGAUGAGCCCAGUGACCUGGAGGAGCUGGAGCAGUUUGCCAAAGCCUUUAAACAGAGACGCAUUAAACUGGGUUUCACUCAGGGGGAUGUGGGCUUGGCCAUGGGGAAGCUGUAUGGAAAUGACUUCAGUCAGACUACCAUCUCGCGCUUCGAGGCGCUGAACCUCAGCUUCAAGAACAUGUGCAAACUGAAGCCCCUACUGGAGAAGUGGCUGAACGAUGCAGAGACUUCCCCCUCAGACGCCAUGACCAAUUCCACCCCCGUCCCAACCCUGAUGGAAGGGUAUGGGAGGAAGAGGAAGAAGAGGACAAGUAUUGAGACCAACAUCAGACUCACACUGGAGAAGCGCUUUAUGGACAACCCCAAGCCCAACUCGGAGGAGAUCACAAUGAUAUCAGAGCAGCUGGCCAUGGAGAAAGAGGUUGUGCGGGUUUGGUUCUGUAACCGGCGGCAGAAGGAAAAGAGGAUAUACUGUCCCAUGACCACCCCUCCCAUGAAGCCACCCAGCUACAACUCUAGACUGGUCACCACCUCCAGGUCGUUUAGUCCACUCGCCGCAAGUGGAGUGUCGUCCAGCUCCUCUCCCAGCAGUCCCAGUCGAGGAUCCUCCCCCGGCACGCUCUCGUCUGGCUCCGGUACAUUAACAUCACAGGGGGUUACCCCUUGUCUCAACACUGGGUCUUGGUAUCGGACAUGGAACCACCCGUCCUAUCUCCACUGAAAACUUCUGAUCCUUCCUUAAUGGUGGAAAUUUGCUGGUAUACAAGCUGAAAGCUGAUUUAAUUACAAUUGAUCUUCCAUAUGCUAGUCAGAAGUGGAGAAGCUUUUGAAUUUUAAAAUAAAAUGCAUUAGUGGCAAAGCUUUUCUACUCUGAUUUAAACCACACCAUUAACAAGCAGCUUUGGUGGUCAAAUUGACCACAUAAUGGACCGAAGAAGAUUAAAAACAAACAGCAGGCUACAGUAUCAGCACUGAAAUCUCCCAGCCUACCCAGCAAGGGGAUUGAGCAGGGUUAUUAAAAUAGUGCGACUUGUCAACAUACUGGCAACAAACCAUAAGUGUGUCAAGUUCAAAUGAAUGGAUCGCCUUGUUUCAGGUUCGGUAUGAAUACCUGGUUAUGUAUAGUUCUUAAACCUAUUUUAAUUACCCUGGGGCUGGGAUUUCACAGUAGUCCCCUCUUGAUGAUGUCGUAAUGAGUGGAGGUGUGCAUGUUUUGGAGCUUAGGACUUACUCAGCCCCAUAUUGACGUUUACAAUACUGUUUGUUCAGAACUUUCCCUUGUAUUUAUGUAUGGGGAAUUAAGACAUCUAAAGAAUCUCAGCCAUUUGAAGAUGUCUAAAGCAAAUAUUUUUUAAUAUUUUCAUCUCUAUACAAUUUUUUUUCAAUGAGCAGAUGUGUAUGGGGUAAUUUGGUUUUCAAAUGAUGCUCUUUGUGUUUUGUAUUUUUCUUUGCUGAGGUAAACUUUUUUUAACUUUUGCAAUGUAUUUUCCUUUCUGAAUGCCUCUGUAAUAGAUUAAGAGCAGACAACCAUAUUGUAUCUUGUAUCUUAUGAACAGAAAAGUUAAAUUAUAAAAUGUCUGUCUGACACCACAUCACUUUAUCAGUUAUUUGUUCUAUGCAAUGUGGUGUUCAACUGUGAGUUUUAAAACUGAAACUUUGAAGGGAAUUGUUUGUGUUAAAUAUUAGUUGUAAAUAUAAUUUACUGUUCUUUGCAUCUUAAGGAAAAUGUCAAUCUUUUCUCUGUAAUAUGUUGUCUGUUUGACUGGUGGGAUGAAGGAACUGAAUUCUACCAUUUUCAGUUUUUUUGGGUUUUUAGUUUUUGAAUAAGAAAAAUAGACAUUAAAGUUGAGUAUUUUGAGAUUAAA
Anguilla rostrata (American eel) is the source of this 6233-nucleotide messenger RNA. RefSeq names its product POU class 2 homeobox 3 (gene pou2f3). Lineage: Eukaryota; Metazoa; Chordata; Actinopteri; Anguilliformes; Anguillidae. Bases 3716 to 5089 code for a protein of 457 amino acids. Gene Ontology annotation, molecular function: DNA-binding transcription factor activity, RNA polymerase II-specific; RNA polymerase II cis-regulatory region sequence-specific DNA binding. The transcript is spliced from 13 exons. Gene Ontology annotation, cellular component: nucleus. The record is from RefSeq and is a predicted model, not a curated record. Gene Ontology annotation, biological process: regulation of transcription by RNA polymerase II.